Colletotrichum tamarilloi is the source of this 2193-nucleotide messenger RNA. RefSeq names its product fungal specific transcription factor domain-containing protein. NCBI's taxonomy places the organism in Eukaryota, Fungi, Ascomycota, Sordariomycetes, Glomerellales, Glomerellaceae. Bases 1 to 2193 code for a protein of 730 amino acids. Gene Ontology annotation, biological process: DNA-templated transcription. The record is from RefSeq and is a predicted model, not a curated record. The transcript has 4 exons. Gene Ontology annotation, molecular function: zinc ion binding; DNA binding.
AUGGCCGAUGUCGCUGAGGCCACCAGUACCGUCGAGAGCAAUGCGGAGGAAGUCACCAAGAAGCGGAUCUAUAGUGUAAGCAACUCCGCGCAUGUGCCCACUGCAAAUCACGCAAAAGACGCUGCGACGGACAAGAACCGGCCUGUGGACUCUGCACUAGAUCAGGCGUACCCUGCGUAUACACUGAGCGCAGGAAGAGAGGCCCGGGGCGGAAGUCAGUGCCAAAUGCGGAUCACUCCGUCGACAAUUGCUGACGUUCUACCCAGGAACAAAGUUGAAUCCGAGCCAGGAGAAAAGCGACUGAGUGCCGAGGCGCCCGAUGUGGCUGAAAUUGGCACUCUCGGUGGCCAGUUGUCUUUGGAGGAUCCAAGAGGGCAAUCCCAAGGGCUCGUCGAUACUACACUUUCUCAGCUUGCCGAACGGCGCAUAAAGGUACCAAAAAGUCUGGCGCAAAGAAUCCAGGGUCAUGCCGUAGAACAACAGCAGCGUGAUCCGGCCGAUCCUGGGCCCAGCCGGCGCGAAAGGAUGCCACCCUAUGCUCUCCCUUUCCUUCCCAAAGAUCUGUUCGGGCGGACUUCCGUGCUAGAAGGACUUCGUAAUGCUCGAAAUCAGAUUGAGGCAACUGUAGACUGGAGGCCUUUCAGCCGAACCACAUUUGCACGCUUCCCGCCCCAAGACUACAUUUUGGAUUUGGAGGUCACCGUCAUGGAGGAAGUGCAGCUCUUCUGUCCCGCCAUGACGAGAGAGACAUUCUUAGGGCAUACUGACAAACAGUACGGGGUUCACGCCGACCAAAAUGACUGUGAUACUUCAGCCAGGCGCGCGAUUGCAAAUGCCAUGUUCGGGGCCGCCAUGCGGUGGAGGACCGCGAACGACUCCUUUGAGCGUUUUGGCGGCUUGAGUUGGGGAUACUACAAGAACGCAUACGCCAUCGUCCCUGAACUCCUUCUUCAAGGGACAAACGUGUUGGCCUGCGAGGCCUUGCUGGCUAUAGCCACGUUCUCGUUGCAGACGGCCGAUGCGCGCACGACGGCUCAGCUGGCUUCUGCGGCGGCCCGAACCGCGCAGAUUAUCGGGUUGCACAAGAGGGAAACUUAUGCCAACCUUGAUGCCAUCGAGUCGGCGCGACGUAGGCGGGUAUUUUGGGCAACACAUAUACUCAACACGGACAUGAUGGCAAAGUAUGGUCUAUCUCACCCCUUUGCUCAUGACGAUGUCACCGUUGAGCUUCCAGAUAAGGAUGCGACCGUUUUUGAUGGCAUCUCGCACUCGCCGUGCCUCCUUAAUAGCAUGGCACGACUCUCAAGGACCCAAGUCACACUCCAUGGAAAGUUCUCUCCACACAAUCUCCAGCUGCAGUCAGGUACGGAACAUCACAUGAUGAUGAUACUGUCCAAUUGUGAGCUGGAAGAGUGGAAGUGCUCGCUCCCGCAAGAAUCGAGGCCGGACCCUUCUACCCCGUCGACGACGGGAGCGUUGGACAUGCACACCGCCCUGUUGCAUUUUAUCUAUUUCAGCACUCUGAUUAAGACUAACAUCAACCUGGCGCGACUUAAGAAUGCGACGAGCGUGCAGCCGUCAUGCUCGCUGUACUCAGACUGGGUGAAUAGGGGCGCCUUUCCCAGCAUAGAGCAGUCACACUCCAAGUGUACGUCGGCGGCUCGGGCAAUCAUUGAUCUUCUACGGGUGAUGCCACCUCAACCUUAUGUGAAUAUAUGGGUUCUUCUCGGCUAUCCCAUCAUGGCCAGCUUAAUCCUCUUAUGGUCAGCACUCGAGGAACCCACAGGAUCAGAGGCCCAUCUCAAUAUCAGGGUCUUGGGCCAAUUUAUCCAAUUCCUAGCAGGAUUGAAGGAAGAAGGAUGUGAUCUGAACAACGUGCUGGACGGCUGUUCCAAGAUCUACAAAAUUGCCAAAUACGUCGUCCAUACGCAGAGAGUCAUGAGAGUGACGGCACCCUUAGAGGAAGACAAUGAUGUCAAGGAACAGCUUGAGGCUCUUCGCUUGAAGCUCUCUGGAGUAACGGACUGGAUGCAUCUUGCCCAGGGUCUACUGAGCAACAUGCCUCUACUAUGCACACAAGCAAGAGACAUCUUUGCGGAUGUACUUGGAAUGGAGCAGACACAUCCUGACUACGGGCCGUUUGCCCCUGAGCUGCUAAUGCCACACAAACACAACGUCUUUUUCAGUUCUUGA